AAACCGUGAUAACGUAAACGCCUACUGAAAUUGCUUAAGUAUAAAUUGUACUCAUCACCAAAACAAUAUCUCAGUAAACUUUCCAUUAAAUGCUUGAGCAGAUGUGUAUAAUAUUGUACUAGCAAGAAAUACCGUGGUGAUAAAAUACCUAAAAGUAUGGUGGAAAAAGUGGCUGUGGUGACCGGAUCCAACAAAGGUCUUGGGUUCGCAAUUGUUAAGGGACUAUGCCAACGAUUUGAUGGAAUAGUCUACCUUACAGCCAGAGACAAAACCAGGGGACUGGAAGCUGUGAAGAAACUAAACGAAAUAGGAUUGAGACCAGAAUUCCACAUUCUUGAAGUCACUGACAGGGAAUCUAUAAGCGAAUUUGCGGAUUUUAUCAAGAAAAGACAUGGAGGCUUUGAUGUUUUAGUUAACAACGCUGCUAUGCUUGAGUGGGACGCUGUCUAUCCUUCCUACGAUGUUGCUAAAAGGACCAUUGACGUGAACUACCGAAGCCUACUAACAAUUGAGGAGCUAUUAUACCCUUUACUAAGAGAUGGAGCGAGGGUAGUCAACGUAUCCAGCAACUGUGGCCAUCUAUCCAACUUACGAAACCAAAAGUGGAUCGAAACUUUAAAAAGUGUCGAUCUAACCACAGACAAACUAAACGGAUUUGUCGAUGAUUAUUUACAGUCUGUGCGGAACGGAACGUUUAGGAAGGAGGAUUUUGCCGAUGAGGGUAAGCAUGCUGAGCACAGGGUAGCUAAAAUAGGUGUUACGGCCCUAACAUUUAUUCAACAGAGGAAGUAUUACAAAAGGAAUAUUUCGAUCAACGCAGUGUACCCGGGGCAUAUCAAAACGGACAUGGCUCAAGGUGGAGGACAGAUUGAUGCUGAUGAGGCUGCGAAGGUGGUUCUGUAUCUGAUAUUGGAGGCGUCUCCUAAUUUGAAAGGUACUUUCAUGUGGCAUGAUCGUAAGCUGGUGGAUUGGCUUGAUGCCGAAGAUAAAGAUGGUGUGCAUUAUUGCAAAGGUCUCUGGUAGAUUU
Molecule: messenger RNA, 1027 nt
Organism: Plutella xylostella (diamondback moth)
Lineage: Eukaryota; Metazoa; Arthropoda; Insecta; Lepidoptera; Plutellidae
Product: carbonyl reductase [NADPH] 1
Molecular function (GO): carbonyl reductase (NADPH) activity
Source: RefSeq, a predicted model, not a curated record